Messenger RNA from Closterium sp. NIES-65, 1293 nucleotides. Lineage: Eukaryota; Viridiplantae; Streptophyta; Zygnematophyceae; Desmidiales; Closteriaceae. The record is from the annotation of a GenBank genome assembly.
AUGGAGGGUGGGAGUGGGCGCAGAGGAAACGCGCAAGAAGAAUGCAAUCAAUCCCAUAAUCGCCCACGCGCCGCCCCACCCCAACGCGUCUCCCUCUCCUCCUUCCCUCGCUGCCCCCGCCGCCCCUCCGCCUUCCCCCGCCGCCACGCAGUCCGCAGCCUCAAAGACGCCGCCGCCUCCUCCCCCUCCGCCAUCCCCGCCCCUUCCCUGCCCUCGCUGCCGUCGCUCCCGUCCACCCACCCCGCGCCUCCACAAGUCAUUCCCCUGAAGGACAUCCCCGCGUUCGUGGCGCGCAGCCCGCUGCUGCAGCGCGCGGGGCUGGCGCAGGCGGACGUGCAGCGCGACGCCGCGGCGUGGGGCGCGCUGGGGGGCGAGCUGGCGCUGCAGCUGGGGUUCGUGGGGGGGCAGGGGGAGGGGAAGGCGCAGCUGGAGGAGGCGCAGCUGCGGCGCAUCUUCCAGUACUACCUGCCGGUGUUCUCGUGGUGCUGGCGCCAGCUGCUGCACCAUCGACGCCACGCGCAGGGCGGCAAGGCGGCACCCACUCAGGCGCCGCCCCUCGUGAUCGGAAUCAGCGCCCCCCAGGGGUGUGGCAAGACAACGGUGGUGGAGUCCCUCGAGCACCUCUUUGCCGUCACUCACUGCACGGCAGCAACGGUGUCAAUCGAUGAUUUCUACCUCACCGCACAGCAGCAGGCUGCACUGCGCGAGGCUCAUCCCGCCAACCGCCUGCUUGAGCUGAGGGGCAACGCCGGCUCACACGACCUCGCUCUCGGCGUCUCCACACUCUCCGCACUCAAGAAGGCCUCAGCACCUGGCACCAAGGUCCCUCUUCCACGCUACGACAAGUCGGCCUUCUCCGGGCGGGGCGACCGCAGCCCCGAGGCAGCGUGGGUGACAGUGGAGGGGCCGGUGGACGUGGUGCUCUUCGAGGGCUGGAUGCUCGGCUUCCACGCGCUGCCCGCUCAUGAGGCUGCUGCCAUCGACCCUCAGCUGGGCGAGGUGAACGGGCGGCUGCAGCAGUACAGCGCGUGGCACGACAUGGUGGACUCGUGGGUCAUCAUCCAGGUGGCAGACGUUGAUUGGGUCUUCGACUGGCGCCUGCAGGCGGAGGUGGCGAUGAGGGCCACAGGCAAGCCCGGCAUGACUGAUGAACAGGUGCAUGACUUUGUGACGCGCUACAUCCCGGCCUAUAAGGCGUAUCUGCCGGCGCUCUAUGCUAGCGGGCCACAGGGCAGUCGCCCCGACCACACGCUGCGCAUUGACAUCGACCAGGGCCGCAACCCCGUUGGCUAG